Messenger RNA from Rhagoletis pomonella (apple maggot), 580 nucleotides. RefSeq names its product transferrin-like. Lineage: Eukaryota; Metazoa; Arthropoda; Insecta; Diptera; Tephritidae. The transcript is spliced from 3 exons. Gene Ontology annotation, biological process: iron ion transport. Gene Ontology annotation, cellular component: recycling endosome; plasma membrane; early endosome. The record is from RefSeq and is a predicted model, not a curated record. The coding region runs from base 56 to 565 and encodes 169 amino acids.
CGAUGCACUCAACAGUUGAGUAUUUGCGGUGAACUAGUGAAUAGGCAGCGCUAAAAUGGGUUUUACGAGAACAGUUUAUUUGGCUACAGCCUUAUUGGGCGUGGCUAGUUUGGCGUUGGUGCAAGCUGACGAACAAAUUUAUCGCAUGUGUGUGCCUCAAAAAUACUACAAAGACUGCUUGGAUCUGCUGAAGGAUCCCUCUGAGGCUGGCAUAAAAAUGGAAUGUGUCGCUGGACGUGAUCGCAUCGAUUGCUUGGACAAAAUCAAUCAACGCAAGGCUGAUGUGCUCGCCAGCGAACCGGAGGAUAUGUAUGUUGCUUAUCAUACUAAGAAUCAGGAUUAUCGCGUCAUCUCGGAAAUACGCACGAAGGAGGAUAAGGAUGCCGAGUUCCGUUAUGAGGGCAUUAUUUUGGUGAAGAAAAAUUCGAAUAUUAACAGCAUGAAGGAGCUGCGCGGCAAGAAAUCCUGUCACACCGGUUUUGGACGCAAUGUGGGCUAUAAGGUGAGUGAGCUAAUGCUUUUUGUGAAGAAUUUGUGGAGGGUUUUUUCAAUUAUGCGUUCUUAGGAAAAAUUAGACUUU